GGAACGUUUAACAGACAGCUUCGUUUUCUCACCGGACCGUUGUUAGUAGUCGAACCAACAAGGCAAGCAGAAUGGAAGUGAGAGAUGCCAAUGCUGCUAUGCUAAGCAAUUUUGAGGUCUAUCAGUUGCUGACAGACCUAAAAGAAAAAAGAAAGGAGAUGGUUAAAAAUAAGCACAGUGCCGGGCAGCAGAAUCUCAACACCAUCAUGUAUGAGACCCUGAAGUACCUCUCCAAAACGCCGUGUGCUCAUCAGAAUCCAGACACUGUGAAGGAGUUCCUCACUGCUAUGCUGCCUCACAAGCUCACUAAAGCAGAGAAGUUGCAGCUCCUUAACCACAGACCUCAGACUGCUGUUGAAAUCCAGCUGAUGGUAGAAGAGAGUGAGGAAAGACUGACAGAAGAACAGAUCGAUGAACUUAUACAGAAAGUCACGGAUGUCCUGCCUGGUGACCCUCAGAAGGAAGGCGAAGCAUCUGCUGACCCUGAGAUGGAGACAGACCAGUAGCAUCAGCCCUGGAAACUCCAAUUAUAUCUGUGUGUGUGUGUGUUUUCAUUUUUAAAAAAACAUUUUUUUUAUUUGACUUCAGAUUUGUUAACAGUGCUUUUCAUCUUAAGUGAUGUCUAAGAAAAGUGUUAAAACAUAUAUUUAUUUUUCCUGAUGUAUAUAUUGUACAAGCACAUAAUAAAGAAAUACCAUAUAUGGUUUUGUUGACUUUUUAGACCCAUUUGUAGGAGUUGCAUUGAUCUUUGCUUACGAGAAGGAUACAAUGUUUUGAAUUCAAGACGAUCUCACUUCCCCUUUGGCAUCCUUCCUGUAUUGCUCCUCUUUAUUUUGGCACGUGAUCUUACCGCAUAAUCAGUGAUCAUUUUAAGGUUCGAUUUUGGAGAGCUUGAGCAAAGUAAACCUGGUCGUUAAGGUGUUAAUUAUGGGCAUUUAUCAUUUGUCAAACUGUCUCUACUGACCAAACUUAUGAAUAUGCGAAGUCAGUACUAUGACUAUGAUCUUGUAAUAAAUAAAGUUUACGAGACUUUAUCAAUAAAGUAGCUCA
Molecule: messenger RNA, 1050 nt
Organism: Labeo rohita (rohu)
Lineage: Eukaryota; Metazoa; Chordata; Actinopteri; Cypriniformes; Cyprinidae
Gene: crcp
Product: calcitonin gene-related peptide-receptor component protein
Exons: 6
Coding region: 72-506 (144 amino acids)
Biological process (GO): transcription initiation at RNA polymerase III promoter
Cellular component (GO): RNA polymerase III complex
Molecular function (GO): nucleotide binding
Source: RefSeq, a predicted model, not a curated record